Aspergillus saccharolyticus JOP 1030-1 is the source of this 2878-nucleotide messenger RNA. RefSeq lists its product as uncharacterized. Lineage: Eukaryota; Fungi; Ascomycota; Eurotiomycetes; Eurotiales; Aspergillaceae. The transcript is spliced from 2 exons. The coding region runs from base 430 to 2499 and encodes 689 amino acids. The record is from RefSeq and is a predicted model, not a curated record.
UUCCUUUCUAAUCGAUGGAUGAUACGUGAAGUCAAAGAAAGGCGGACCACCCACGUUGUCCUGUGCCUGCAGGUGGCGCACGUCCGGGUCCUGACCCAAUGGCUGUGUCUAUAGACACAGUCUCACCUCUCUCUGGUAUGCAAGGAAAUAGGUGUAGUGGCCCUUCACUCUUUACCCAUGUUGCAGAGUGCCGGACGACCCUCCCAAAGGGGCGGAACACACAUGCCCAAUGUCUGUUUUCCUGUCACCGCAAGGCAGUCAAGGGGUACUUGAACCGAAGCAGUCUCCUGGUAUAAGGUCGAGUCGGCUGCUCUGCGAUUACUUCGACGCCUUUCCCCCCUCUUACCCCAGUCGCCCUGUCCAGGCAUUGCGAAAAACCUGGCCGGCCUUUCGAGUUGCAUCCACGAGGUCAUUAUAGGUCAAGCAACCAUGUCUUCCACCGACUGCCAUUCUGCCAAAAUGCAGUUUCAUCUGCAAGAUCACAAUUACCACCACGCAAUGUCUGCAAAUCUCCCAACAUUGGUUACCAGAAAUGUACAGAGCUACAGCGUAUCAUAUCAACAUCCGACCUCGAAGGGGAACAAAUCGACAUCGCCGAGAUAUUCGCCCAAUAUCCAUCCCUGGAAGAGACAACAGGCACAGAGCUCGUUGUCUUUCGUUCCUUCUACAUCGUCGUCGCCCCGCGUUGAACAGUUAGAAUACACCACGGUCCAACCACGGUCCAGUUCUGAACGCCCUCAUGUGUACAUGUCUCCUUUCCGCUCUGUGCGUAAGAUGAAGCAGCCCUUCGAGCUACGACUUCCAGCCUCGCCUUCCCACGAGAACCUCGCUGCAAGUGGCAAGGAGUCUCCAUUAUCUCAAAAAUCAUCCAAGAAUAGGACUCUUCGUCCGUGGCGUUCAGAUCAGAAUCUCAAAGUCACGAGCAUUGACUCUUUCAGCCUCCUUCCAAGCCCCCCUCUAUCAGAUACUAGAUCACCGCAGGCCUCUUCAUUUUACUUCUCGCCAAAGCCGGAGUCGGAAUCGGACUACAGCCAAGAAGGUCCCAGUGACUGCGGCUGCGUUGCAGGUAGAGAAUCCUGUCGCGAUUGCUACACAUCUCCUGAGAGGGGAACCCGGGAGACCACAAAGAACGUCAAGGGAACUCCACACGUGCAGAUGGCGCAUUCACACCUAGCGAAGCAAUGUGAAACGAGUGAUGGGCAAUUGACCCCUCUUUCGACAUAUUCAGAGCGCCUGUCAUCCCCAGCCCCGUAUUCCGACUUUGAACCCAUUGGAAAACGAAAAUUCUCCACUUCGUCUAUCGCCGCAGCUAGGAGCAGAUCCGGGACGGUUUCUAGUGAUGGAAGUUGGGCACCCAGCAGUUUAUCCUAUUGGGAGCCCUGGCUUCAGCGUGCUCCAGUCGAGGGCGCAGAAGGUCAGGGCGAAAGGCUCAAAGAAUUGAAUCGAAGGCGGAUACAGAUCGUGCAGAAGAGUCCCCCACCUCCACCCCGGAAAGUUGAAUUGAAAGCAGUUCGGCCGGCAAUGUACGCAGUAGCAACCAAGACCAAACCCAAACUGGUUGAUAUAUCACGCCAGUCAUCCCCAGCGAUGAGCUACACCCUCCCAACGCCCCAACAUCCCAUUCCAUCAACUCCUGAUCACAGUCAGCAGGAGGUAUCGGCCUUCAGUCCCGACACACCCCUGGAGAUGUCUGACAGUGGCUAUAUCACCCAACAUUCAUGUCAUUCACCCAACGACUACGCCCAUGCAAAGGGUCACAUUGAUGAGGAAGACGACGAGAAGGAGGAGGAAGAACUAGAUGAAGAAGACGAUGACGAUGCGUACACGGAUGUCAGCUCUCUCACUUCUGAGCCCGUCGGUGAAACGAUAGUCGACAUCAAAUCAGCGGCCAGUCCAGAACUUCCAAAAUCACCAUCCAAGCCGGAGCUGCCACCGAAGUUUGCGGCGUCCGUUCAGGUAUCGCCUGGGCGGUCUUCAACCUCGACCAAGUCGGAGAAGGAAGAGUUGGAGAAGUGGUGGGAUCACGAAUGGACUAUCGACCAGUUAGACUUGUCGGUCAAGGACUUCCCACGUAACAUGCUCCGCCUUACAUCGCCAGUCAUUAUGUUCCUUCGUCACAACGAUGAGAGGGCCCUUUUACGGCCGUUUCGCACAAUCUUUCCCAACGUGGCAGAGAACCUUCUGGACAGUCUUUGUGCUGCUUUGAUUGCACGGAACUAUGUUGUUUCGCUAGCAACCACCAACCAGAGAAAGAGCCAGCUUAAUCGACAAUCUCGAUUGGACCCUGUCCCUGAAACAACGACCGCAGGGCCAGCCACGUCUAGUCACGCCACUCCGUCUCGGAUCAAAGAGCAGGUCCUUGGAGCGCGCAGCAUGCAGCUGCAAAAAGACCUGGAUAGAAUUGUUGAAAAGAUGCUCUUCGCCAUAUGCGGCCAGGCGGAGGAGCAUCUGAAAAGCGCCGUACUUGUCCUAGCUCAAGUUCUUGAAACGAAGCACUAGGCAGCCUCUCAUUGAUAAUUUCCUUCUUGUCCUGUUCGUCCUCUUCCAGCAUAUGCUUUGCUACCUUGCCCACUUGGUCUCCCUUACUUGUGCUGUCUAUUUGAAGUGUGGUUGCUUCAAAUGUUCCUAAUUAUACCACUCGCUUUGUCCCUCUCACAGUCACGAUAUCUAUCAAAUUGCCUAGUACAUUCUUUUCCUCGAUUCCAUGCAUCUCUUAUGUUUCUCAUGUCUCGCCAGCAGACGGCUAUGGCCUGUGCUGCGUUUUGGUUUUAUCGUGUCCGCUUCAUUUUCCCUAUGUAAUUAACUGCAUUAGCUGCUACGGUCAGUUUACAACUGAAUCCCUAGUUGCAGCUAGUACUUUUACUUUCAUGAUACCCGU